Messenger RNA from Megalopta genalis, 4894 nucleotides. RefSeq names its product testis-expressed protein 10 homolog. Gene Ontology annotation, cellular component: nucleus; MLL1 complex. NCBI's taxonomy places the organism in Eukaryota, Metazoa, Arthropoda, Insecta, Hymenoptera, Halictidae. The record is from RefSeq and is a predicted model, not a curated record.
AGGCAUUGUCCUUAUUGGUCCUUGGUGUCCUUAUCGUGGUUUUUAUGGUUCGUGGUUUCAAGUUUCAAGUGUAGCAAAAAUCCGAGUGUACCGCGCGCGUUGAAAUUAUUUUGAUAUAAAUCAUGGGUAAGGGUCAUAGGCAUUUAAAACAUUUAAAGUCUGAAAAAGCAAAAGUGAAAUUGAAAGCGAAGAAAACAAAGCAAUUACCGAAAGGACUGAACGUUACGGAUACAACGUUUAAGGUUAAGAAAAUUAUAAUACGCGAACAGUUAAAACAACGCGAUGACACAGAAAUUCUUAGCAAAAGGAAGCUUAACGUUAAGGAGUUGCUUUCACGUCUUCAACAUCAUAAUUCAACGGUUAGACAGGAAGCCAUAAGGGAACUGAAAGAAAUUUUAUCAAAACAUUCUUUGGACUUGUUAAAUUUACAGUUUGGAUCUCUGUUGCAAGGCAUUUGUGCAUUGUCGCUUGACAAAGAGAGAAGCAUAAGGCACGACUCCUUCAAAGUUUUAAGUUUGAUACUUUCUCCAAUAUCCAACGAUCAACUGAAUCCAUAUUCCGAUGUUCUGAUUUCAUAUUUGAAGUGUGCCAUGACUCAUAUAGAUCCUCGUAUUAAGGAAGAUGCAUUGGUGUUUUUAGACAUACUUGUGCAAAACUGCAGCAUCAUUUUGGCAGAAAAUAGUAAAAAAGUUCUGCCAAAUUUUUUGGACAUGAUCUCUAGAUUACAUAGCGAAAUGAAGCCUGGAAGGCAGUUGACGACAACAUUAAAUUCAAAAAGUACUAAUGUAAAGUGGAGGAUAAAAGUGUUAGAAAGAUUGGCUGCUAUAUUCGGUUCGAUCGUAAAUUUCUAUAAACUGCAGCAGACUGUUAGCUCGAACAUGACUGCACGGAUUGUGCGUGUAAAUACGAAUACCAAGUAUGUCCCUGUUUACGCGAAUACAUAUUUGAAGGAUUGUAAAAUUGAUUUUGAACAACGGGACAAUUUGAAAGAAAGCUCUGCUGAAAAAACUUUAAACGUAGAGGAGCUUGUGAAAUACGUUGAAACGUUAAUGCCGCUUAUAUUCGAUAGUUGGAUCGAAGUAUGCCCAGAUGAGAAGAACAUGGACAUUUCGUCGCAUUCGAUAACUGCAGAAGCAUUCGAAUUAUUGAAAAGCGCUGUAGAAAUUAUGCAAAUGAUAAUUGAGUGUGUAGACAUAUUAGACAUCGAAUGCGAUGUGAACAUAAAAUAUUGGUUUAAAAAUAAUUUUGAGAACGUUUUUGUAAAAAAAUUUCUCUCAAAAUUUCCGUACAACAAACUUGGAACAUCUGACAGUAUUUUGGCUUCCAUGAGGAACAGAAAACGACAAGAAGAUUUCAUCGUAGACAAAUCGUACGACGAUUGUUUAGCAGAUAAUUUAGGACUUUGUCAAAUUUAUGUGUGGUUUACAGCUGUACACUGUGACGACAAGGCAUUACCUAAAUUAAGUAAAGCUUAUUCUACAUCUGUACUUAAAUACCUAAACGAAAACCUGGAGAACUGGUCGAGCACGCAUAAUAUUGUCUUACCCCAACUGAUGAAGCUACUGAGAACAUUAUUUUUAAAAGCGAGUAAUAUUUGGUACGAACAAAAUCUUGAUCUUAGCGAAACUCUUCAAACGGUUGUAAAUGCAUGCUGUAAUCAAUCGAAACGAGAAAUGGAGUUACAUCUGUUCUCUACCAUUAGCGAUAUAAUGUUGGAUCAUACUUUACACAAACUACACAGGGAACGCGCAUUCAAGGAAUUCAUUUCAACUUUACCCGGUCUUCUUUUAAAGCCCAAGAUACACGAAAAUACGAUACAAACGAUAAAUAAAGUCGUGCUUCGCUACAGAGAUUGGAUUCAAAAAGAACUCGUGAACAAUCAAAAUGACAUUAUAGAGAAUGCUAAGAAAAUUGAAAUCAUUGGCUCGGAAGAUGAAAAACAAUCUCGUCUCAUGAUCUGCAAUUUGUUUUAUUUUUUGGAUGCUCAAAUUUUCUAUUGAAUGGUGAAAUAUCUCGAAGAAACGAUCUCGUGCCUCAUCUGCCUCGUAUCGAUCGAUUAACUAACACGUUCUUGCAUUAGGAAAAUUUCGAAGAAUUUUCUAGCAGAAUGCAAUCGUCAAGAUCAUAAAAUAAUCAUGUUUCAAUAACGAAAACGAAAAGGAUAUAUUACGUUUGUUCGUGUUUAGGUACAAGAAUAAUCAGAAAUCGAUGAGGUAUGUCGUUAUUUCGUGUUUCACGUUCGUUCCGAUCCAUUGUCUCUCUCGUAGUAAAAAUAUUUGUUACCGUUCCAGGAUUAUCGCGAUAAUACUUGUAUACAAAUACUGAGUGUAAUCGUUCCGGUGUCCGAUAUCGAUAAUUGAAAAGAAAAAAGUUCUGACUCGGCAUACCGUCUUAAAAUCUAGUUAUCAUGUUUAUGUUCCGCGGUGAUUCGUCGUUAAUGAACGCGCAAUUAUCGAACCCAUACAAACUUUUGCCGUCCUUACUCGACUCUAUGGCGCGAUGACGCGAUCCCGUGCCAGGUAGAUUCGAGGUCUUUUCGUUAUCGCCGACGUUCAACAAUGUGUAACAAUGUUCCUCUCUGUAGGACACGUUGAUAAUAUUUUCUACACUCGGCGUUAACGGUAAAACGGGUAGAUCCCUGUCGAGGUUCGGCCAACUCGAGUCGUGUUGUAAUUCGUGAUCCACUCUCAGGUACUCUUUCUUCGAUUUCUCAGGCCUGUAGAACUUUGACUUUAAUUUCGUCUCUAUCACGUACUCGAUCAGGAACAUUUCGACGAAAAUGCAAACUACAAAGUUUACCACAGCGAGUGCCAAAAUUAUGAUCUUCCAGUCAUAAGCUGGAGGUACCUGUAGCACGAGCAAAUUCACUAUCCAGCCGGCAGGAUAGACGGUAACGUACGUACAGAUCGUGGUCAGCACGAUAAGAGAAACGAUGAAGGUAAUAUUCGUGUAAAUGGCUUUUCGAUAAGGCUUCCCGCGGGAGAAUAUCACCGCCAUAGUUAUGUAUUGGAACAUGGAGACGCAGAAUACUGAAUAGUUUUCGUAGCACGCGUACGAUUCGCCCGUGUAAACGAACGGAGUAAACCAAGAAAAAGUACGAACCGCGUGAUAAGCCGAAGCCUGAAACAGGGUCAUAAUUAACAUAUGCGCGAUCAGGGAAAAGAUUGUCGUGAAACUUAAAAGACUGGUCAUCGGAGGUUUCUUCACCAGCUUGUCCUCGUACGACCGCGUUUUACCGAAGAACGAGGCGAAGUUAACGACCAGGCAAAUGUCGAUGAACAAGAACUCUAGAUCCGUUAAAUUCGAGUCGAUGGAGUAAAGGAUUAUCACGGAUAGAAACUCCGUCAAGGAAUAGAUCACCAUGAAUUUGAAGAUUCCAAACGAUGUCACCAAGGCGGCGCGACCUUCCCUGAUCACCUUCGGAACGCAAGUAAUGUCGGGUACCUUCGACGUGAACGGACUAGCAACGCUAUACAACAAAGAAAACAAACAAAAGAAAAAUAAGCGUUUGUCGAAGAUUACGUAUAUCGGUGUCGAUAUUGGAACGCGCGGGGUGGCUGCGACUAUCCUUCUCUACGAUCAGGGUCAUUUAAUAAUUGGAACGAAAUAGAAAGCGAGUAGACACGGCAGCGAUUUCACGAUAUAUAUACGAAUCGAUGGAUUACGCGAUCGGGAACGAAAAUUAUCUGUUGGCAACAGAAUUUAGUAAUUUAGCGAUAAAUAAAUUAGGCGUUUCUCCGCAAUCCUCCGUGACAUAGACGCGCGUACGCGACGUACGCGUAUACGUAGGACUCACGCGCGCGCGCGUGUGCGUGUGUGUGUAUGGUGUGUGAAUUUGUAAGGCAUUAGAGUUACGCGCGGCACGUAGCCGUAGCCUUGAAUGGUCGGUUGAACUUGAUUCAACUAACGUCACAACGGAGGAGGGUGCAGCAAAACUCGAUGCCUUUGUUUCUCUCCAGCUCUAUAUACCGACAACGAGUAUUUCGACACAAUUUCAAUACUUGCAGUACUCGUAUGUCACGACAAGGUUUACGUUUAAAAGAUUACCUGGAUUCUGCCUCGGACAAGGAUACACCGACGUGCGCCGCUCGCAAAGCACCGCAGUCGUUCGCACCAUCGCCGCACAUAGCUGGAACGUUUACAAAACGUUAAUGUCGAUUCCUACUCGUCGAAUAAUUGAAAAGCUCGUCGGGAUCGCGUAUGAACGGUUCGGCAACGCAUACCAACGUAAUAACCAAGUUGCAUCAGCUCCAGAACCAAUUGUUGCUUCUGAUCGCUGGACAUCCUAGCGAAUAUCGCACCGCGUACACAAAUUCUCGGCACGAUGUCCGGAUAAUGCUCGCGCAAUAAUUGCCACGAUUGUCCCGUUAACGCGAACCGAUAAUUACGACUACCUAUACUUUGUUCUAUGUCCCGCAACUCCGUAAUCCUCAGUUUCUUGUUAUUGUUGGGAUUCUACGAAGAAAUGGAAAAGUGUUGAAUCGGUGGACGCGUUCAUUUCGCGCUUCAACGUACGUAGCUUAUGUAUAUGCGAUUGAACAAAAUUACCGGUUUAGGGGGCAAUUCUUGAGCAUUAAAAUAAAUCUCUGGCUGCAUCUUGUUUUCUUUCGCAACUAUAGUGACGUCUAUCACAGUCUCUUGCGGCGACAAAAUGCCACAUUCUUUUGCAACGCUCACAGCAGUUUGAAUAUUGUCCCCUGGAAUAACUUGUUUGAUUACGGUGCAUGCAACGGACAACAGACAUUUCAAAUCAGUCAUUUCACUUUCUACUACGACGAUAUAUGUAUGUAUGUAUGUGUAUAUAUAUAUAUAUAUAUAUAUAUAUAUACACACGCGCGUAGAGAAAUGUGUAUUCUACAAUAGUAUAGGAUAAUAAACGAUUGCCGUGGCCUCA